Molecule: messenger RNA, 1549 nt
Organism: Populus nigra (black poplar)
Lineage: Eukaryota; Viridiplantae; Streptophyta; Magnoliopsida; Malpighiales; Salicaceae
Product: clp protease adapter protein ClpF, chloroplastic
Exons: 9
Coding region: 199-1266 (355 amino acids)
Molecular function (GO): DNA binding; protein binding
Source: RefSeq, a predicted model, not a curated record
AUUAAGCCCCCACCACAAGCGUUACACGCGUCUGGAUACCUCGACGCAGAGGAUCACACACUAUCUUCACUUGCUGAAUUUUUUGAGAGGUCAGGUCUCUGCGGAAACUGGCCCAUUUUCUUCCCCUGCGUAUUUCCGAUGCAAAUAGAGGACGGUUAGUUUACGCUCUAUAAGGGAUUUCUUUACCUGGCCAAAAAAAUGGUGCAAGGUGCGUCGUUAACUUGUCUAGCAGCUUCAGUAAACGGUGGAGUUUAUGGAUUGAUCAUACCGCAGUGGAGGAGGCAUUCCAACCUACUGAGGAAAACUCAUGCCGUUUCUGGGUUUGAUAGCCAAUGCCCUUUGCAUCACUGCCUUCAAGGUUUACACUUUAUGGGUAACCCUAACACAUUAAAACAAAGAAAUUUAAGGGUUGAAGCAGGAUGGCUGUUCAACAAAGGGGGUGAGCAGGAGCUGGACGCAAGCUCUGAACGUAGUGAGAGUGCGAAUGAAGAUAUACUGAUUUUCUUUUUCCAGUUAGAUUUGGCCACUCGAGUUCAGUAUGCUUUGAAUGUGGAGCAGUAUGACAUUGCACAACAACUUAGAAACAAGCUUACAGAGGUUGAAGGUGAGGUCAUUAGGCAGCAGGAAGCGAAGAGAGGAUCAUCUUCAAAGAGUGAAGCUCAAGAUAAGGCUAUAAGUAUUAUACGACUGCGUUCAGACCUCCAGAAUGCAAUUGAGAACGAGAAUUAUGCAGUGGCAGCUGGAUUACGAGAUCAAAUUUCAGAACUGGAAGCAGAAUCUUUGGCUGCAUCUGCAAAAGCUCUGGUAUAUGAAAAUGCACAGUAUGCAUUUCGUUUAGGGCAGAAAGUGAAGCACAAAACUUUUGGCUAUCAAGCUGUGGUUUGUGGAAUGGAUCCAAUAUGCUGUGAGUCGAGUUCAUGGAUGGAAACAGCACAGGUUGAAAAGUUAGCUCGUGGUUCUAGUCAGCCAUUUUAUCAGCUUUUCAGGUUUUGGUUGAUGUACAUGAGGAUCCCAAUCUACUGGUGGCAUAUGUUCCCGAGGAAAAUUUGGUUGCUCCUGAGAAACCAGAUGUGGGAAGGUUUGAUCAUCCCUAUACAUCAUUUCUAUUCUAUGGGAUGGAUGCAGCAGGGGAUUUUAUCCCAAUCAAACAGCUGCGUGAAAAGUACAAUAGGCCUCGGCAUGAAGUGCCAAUGGAUCCACCAGAUGACGAUAGCGGUGGUGGUGCUGAUGCUUAAGCAAGAGAGGGCUGCCUUCUGGUCCGCGUGAGAUCUUAAAGAUUUGGAGCUGAAAAGCUUGUAGAAUUAUCCCAGCUCUGUAUGAUUUGAAGGCGCUUUCUUCCUCUUGUUUUUCUGGAAAUUUCAGUUGUGAUUUGAUUUAGAUCAUAUGUGUUAGCAACGUGGCAUAAAAACUUUGUACAUGGCUAUUAUUCAUGUAAAUCUCAAUAUAAUUACUUUCCAACUAUCUUUGGAAAUCAUAGCACGAUUCCUGUUCGUUGAGGUUCCAAUUCUCUGUAGACAUUGAAACAUCAAUCAAUGUUGUAUUUAUGUUU